AUGAAGAUCCUAGUCACUGGGACACCCGGGGUGGGGAAGACAACCUUUUCAUCAUUCAUAUCAAAGAAGUUCAAGAUUCCACACAUCGAGAUAAGUAGAUACAUAGAAGAAAACAAUCUGUAUGAGGAGUACAGUGAAGUAUACAAGUCACUUCUAUUUGAUGACAAGACUGUGAAGGAGUCCUUGAAAAAGCAUGUCCUUGACAAGGAAUCAUAUAUAAUUGACACUCACAGCUGCGGAAUGGUGGAGAGAACAGCUUUCGAUCUGGUGUUUUUGCUGACUGCGCCCAUUGAGGUUCUUUACAAAAGACUUAAAGAAAGAGGAUAUGAUGAGGAUAAGAUCAAGGAAAAUGUGGAAUGUGAAAUAUUCGGCGUUGUAAGAGAGGAGGUAGAGGACCUCUUUGAAGAAGGAUAUUAUGUUGUUGGAGAAGAAGGACUCACGUUUGAAGAGGCCGUGGCAAUUAUUGGUAAGAAUAUGGAUGGAAGACUUAAAUAA
Molecule: messenger RNA, 495 nt
Organism: Encephalitozoon romaleae SJ-2008
Lineage: Eukaryota; Fungi; Microsporidia; Unikaryonidae
Product: putative nucleotide kinase
Exons: 1
Coding region: 1-495 (164 amino acids)
Cellular component (GO): cytoplasm; nucleus
Molecular function (GO): ATP hydrolysis activity; ATP binding; AMP kinase activity
Source: RefSeq, a predicted model, not a curated record